AAAACAUCAAAUUUAAUGUCAUGUUUUCACCAUAGUUAUAUUCAAAUGAUAUAAAUAAAUAUAUAUAUAUGGAUCUGUUUUAGAGAUGAGGUUUUAAAUACUGGUACAUUUGAUUUAAGUUAACAUUAAAAGACCAUCACAACCCUGAUAAAUCAUGAAGAUCAAGUUAGAAAGCCUUCUCCAAGAACUUGGCAGUCCUGGCAAGUACCAAGUCUGUAUAUUCCUGCUGCUAGCCUUAAAUUACUUCCCUGUUGUCUUCAACCAUAUCGUUAUGGCUUUCAUUGGACGUCCACCUCAGUAUGAGUGUUAUAAUUCUAGUUACGAGGAUCCUACGUACAUGGUCAAUCUCUCAUCAACAACUAAUUAUAGUGUUUGGCAAAAUGAGAAAACUGAAUAUGGUAAAUGUAGUACCAAAUACUUCACUAGUGACAGCACCAAUGAAAGUGAAGUAUUCAACUGUGAUUCCUCUCCUAAGGGAAAGUGGAGAUAUGUUGGCAAAGAAUCAUCAAUUGCAUCAGAGUGGGACCUUGUUUGUAGUAAUGCCUACUUAUCACGACUGGCGACAACAAUUUAUUUCAUUGGAGUGAUGGUUGGUGGAUUAAUCUUUGGUUACCUUGCAGACAAGUUUGGACGGAAGAAAAUUAUGUUGGUUACUCUGUUCACACCAGUAGCCAUUGGCGUGCUGACCGCUUUAGUCAAGUCCUAUUAUUUGUUUGUUGGACUGAGGUUCCUACAGGGAAUCUUUAUUCAGGGUCUACAAACUACGACAUAUGUGAUGGUAAUGGAGCUGUUCCUCCCCCAAUAUAGAGGGACGGCUGGGGCUGUGUUGGAAUGUUUCUGGGGUGUGACGGUCAUCAUGAUGGCCGGUAUAGCUUACCUACUACAGGACUGGAGAAAUAUACAACUAGCCAUAUCUGUUCCUAGUGCCCUGGCACUUACUUAUAUCUGGUUGGUUCCAGAAACUUUGAGAUGGCUUAUGAUAAAAGAUAAGAUUGAUCAAGCUCAGAAAAUAGUAAAGAAAAUCACAAAGUUUAACAACCUGUCCUUCCCUGCUAGAACAAUGGAUGAGCUCCAAAUUCAGAUUGAGGCUAAAGAUAAUGAACCAGGUCGACAGUACAUGUUUUAUGAUCUUCUACGUACACCAAUUCUACGAAAACACAGCUUGAUUUUGUUUUAUUUAUGGUUUUCUGUGUGUGUUGGAUAUUAUGGGAUGACAUUUAAGAUAGCAGGACUGGCAGGGAACCAUUACUUAACCUUUUUCAUCAGUGGAUGUGUUGAUCUGGUAGCCUUCAUCAUGGUUAUUUACCUUAUCCAAAGAUUUGGAAGAAGAAUUCCUCUAUUGCUGUUCUUUGUUAUUGGAUCUGUUUCGUGUAUAGUUGCUGGAUCUAUUCCUAUUGCACUAGCAGGAGCGUCAGGGAUGGCUGAGAAAGUAUUUGCUAUCAUUGGGAAGUUUGGAAUGGCUGGAGUUUUUAGUAUUAUAUUUGUUUACAGUUCUGAGCUUUACCCAACAGUUAUCAGGAGCAUAGGUAUGGGAACAUGUGCUUUCUGGGCUAGAUUGGGAGGAGUUGUGGCACCUCAAAUUCUUGUUUUGGGUGAUUUUACCCACAAAUCUGUGUCUGUGAUAAUAUUUGGAGUUAUUUCCCUUAUUGCCAGUCUACUGGUUCUAUUUUUGCCUGAAACUUCAAACAGGAAGUUACCAGAUACUAUUGAGGAUGCUGAAAAUAUUGAUGCUUUCAAGGGAGGUAAUGGGUCAGAAGAGGAACCAGUUGAGUUAUAAAAGAAGAAGAACCAGUUAAUUAUAAAGAGCUUGAGAAUACAGAUAUUUAGAUAUUUGAUCCAAGAUACAGAUUUUGUAAUUUAACUAAUUCUUUUUCUGAUAACUUUUAAAUCAUAUUUGAAGCAAACAUUCUUUAAAAAGUGAUUAUUAUAAUUGUGAUAUAUUGAAGUUUAUGUAAAUAUUGUUACUUAGCUAUGUUAUUUGUGUUUGUGAUUUUAUAUUUUUAUUUUUUAUUAUUACCUCAAAAAAAUAUAAAAUCCAUGAAUUUAUACUUCAGGGUCAAUCCAUAAAAUGGAUAGUAUAUUCUUUUAUAUUCCUACGGACAUACUUUUAAACAUGCAUAAUCAUGAUAAUUUUAAACAAAAUUGGUACCAAUUUUCAAAACAUAAUACAAAGGUCAGUGGUUCCUCCAUUUAAAAACUGAUCACCAGAGAUGAAAGUGGCAUUUAACACCAAUCAAUCAUUCAAUCAAUCAAAAUAUAAUGUAUACUAAUUUUUUGAUUUUUUUUUUAAAUGGUAAAUUUUCUUGGGUUAUUUUAAAUUCAGGAAAGAUCAGGAGGCGUCCAAAUUGGUUAUUUGUCAGUUGAUAACAGUUAUGUCAAAGUUAUCAGUUAAAUGCAAAGUUGAUAUUAGGAUUGUUGGAGUCUAUUAAAAGUCCUCAUUUGUUUAACUUCAGAACAGUCCUUAGACAUUGUUAGUCAGUGGAGGAUUAAGGAGGGGGAAAUGGGGGUUGGAACCCUUUUUUGUUUGGAUAAUCAUUGCAUUUGAUUGUUUGGUUGGAACCCCUCUCCUAGGUAGAGAAUCUCCCUUUUUAAAAACAGCUUAAUCCACCCUGUUAGUGUCUGGAUAGUUUUAUUUGUAUCAAUUAAACUUGUCAGAGGGAUAGUUAACAGAAAUCAGUCUGCAGAUCUCUCAUUAAGUCUUUUCUUAUAUAAACUGAAAACAGUAGGAGGUGAAAGUUUCCAUUGCUUUUAUAUUGAUUUACAAGAUGCAAUUGUAUUUAUUAUCAUUUUUUAUAAGGAUAUCAUUUUUGAAGAUUACAAAAUAUCUUAUUAUUAUGUUGGAAUGUAUAUAUAAUUGUUAAUGUAAAACAUAUUUUUGUAUCAAUGUAUAAAAUUUGUUAUGAACGCUGUUCUGGGGAAAGCAAUGGUAUUCCUGUCACUCUUGUACAUAGUUAAAAAGAAUGUACAGUAGACUAUUUUCAAAUUACCAGCUUUUGACUCAUGAUUAUAUAAUUUUGCGAAAGGUUACAUUUUUCUGUGGUAUGAUAUCCUGGUACUUGGUUAAGUAAGAGCAACCAAAAUAAGUUAAAUCAAACAUAUAAUGAGUGUAAUUUGUUAGGAAAGUUUACUGUUUCCUAAAGAUUUUGUUGUGUAAAGAAAAUGUAUAGCAGUUUAUUUUACCCAAAAGUUGUACCUAUUGAACACUUUAUUUUACUUCUUUAUCUUGUCUUACUUGACUUGGUAUCAGGAUGUCAUUCUAAAGAAAACGGUUACCUGUCUAAAAAAUUAUAUAAUCUGAAGUCAAAACUUGGUAACUUGAAAAUGAUCUAUUGAGUAGCUUGUGAUGGAUAAUUAUCAUAGAUCAAAGUAAUUUAAAGAAAAAUUGUUGUUAUGUAUAUUUUACCAAUUUUUUGUCUCAUGUGAACAUUGAAAGAGAAAUAUGUGUUGUCUGCUUUUGUGACACAAAUACCAUUGCUUUCUUUUCUUAAAAAGGCAAAAAUUGCCAAAAUUAAACAAAAAUUAAAAAUCAGUGCAUUUUACCUGCUCCUGAAAUUAUUAUCAACUUGUUAUAAAUGUAAACUAAAGAGAGUUUAUUGUGACAGAAAGUUCAGUGGGUUUUCUGCACUGAAAAUAAAAAAUCUUGACAGAGGUGAUUAAAUGAAAUUAAAUCAAUCUACGAUUUUAUAAUUGACCUCAAUGGAGGAGUUACAGGAAUCUCAAUUUAUGAUUUACAGGAAUCUCAAUUUUGGAUUAGCAAGAAUCACAAUAUAGUAUUUAGUUUACAGAAUCUCAAUUUAAGAUUAACAAGAAUCUCAAUAUAGAAUUAAAUAUAAAGAAUCUCAAAUUAGAAUUUAGUAGAAAUAAUAGCUGGUUUAAAAUACGAAGUUGCUUUGUACAUCAGCAAACAUAAUAAUAUUUAGAUAUUAUUAAAUGAUCCUCUGUCAGAUUAACUGCAUUACCAGAACAGUGUUUUUUGUAUUAUGACAUUAAUCAUAGUUAAUUUUAUCAAUUUACUCAAGGUAUCAUCCAUAACCCUUCAAAACGCAGAUUUAUUGUUUAAGGAUGUUCGCUGCUCAGUUUCAAAAUAAAUAACUUUUCAUACAACUAGUAUGUAUUGAUAGGGAAUAAAUUAAGGAAUCAAAAUAGCAAAAGAAAUAUAGGGGUACAUGAGCUUGUUUUCGAGAUAUUAGCCAUUGAAAUUUUAGUGGAAAAAUGUUCUCUCUUGAUUUUUCAUCGCUUUAUCAUUGACCAGUUCAAGUGCUCAAAUACUAUUAAAAAAUAAAUAAAAUUUUAUAAGACUUUCACAAAUGGCUUAUUAUUAUAUAUGUAAAAGAUUUAUAAAAAGAAAAAUGGGGGUCCAUGGGGAAUUUUUUUUAAGGCAUUAAAAUGGAUAAAACCAGAGGAUUCCGAAAAUCUGACAAAAAAUACAAAUCAUGACAAGCAGACAUCCUUAAGAAGGUAGACCUAUGAAAUGCCGUUUAACAAGAUCACACUAGGUAUCCAAAUCAGAAAUUCUCAGAGGUAUGGAAAUCGUCUGGAGCAAAAAAUGAAAAGUUUAUAACAGUGGGUAGGUAAAACCUGAAUCCAAACCCUUUAUGGGAAUGGAUUCACACUGUACUUACCCACAGUUAUAUGGUUUUCAUUACUGUAGAUUCUUUUAUUUUAGUUGAUACCAAUUUUCAUGGAUUGUUAAAAAUUGUGUUUUUUGUGGAUAUCUGAUUUUUGUUGGUUUUGCCAAUGUCUGCGUAUAAGCUUAUAGAAAAUUCCAAUUUUGUUGAGUAUUAAAAUUCCUAUUUCAGGUCAAUCCAGGAAAUUCACAAAAAUUGGUAUCACAACAAAUAUUAAUGAAUCCAAAGUAAUUGCACCUUGUGAUUCAUAUCCCUCCAUGGUUUUGGAUCUGGAUACCCUGUGUUAAAAUUUUCUGUCUUAACUUACAACAGACUAAAAUUUAUUGAUUAUAGAAUAAAAAAUCAAAGGUAUGAUUUAUCAAAAAAGGGCAUAGAAAAAUCAAUUUCCUUCAUAAAUACAUGAUAAAUCUAUGUAAACGGAUAUAUAUAUUGUUUAAGGGCUGUUCUAGAAAUUACUAUUUCCCCUAGGGAAGACAUCUUUUUAAAUUUUAUGUGGGUGGUUGUAUUUGAAAUAACAAAAUGCAGAGGGAAUGUUGUUCUGAUAUAUUUUUUAUUUCUGUGGGUCCCUGGGAGGGUGACAAAAGUAUUUUAUGGAACAGCCCUUAAUAGACGAUGGAAUGUAAACAUUGUAUUGUCCAUUUUAAAGGGUAAAUCCCUUGUUUGUUAUACUGAUAAAGUUGACUAUGAUUUUGUAAUCUAAAUGUUUGUAAGAUAAUCAUCGUGUUUCAUUAUAAAGGUAUUGGUUCCAUCUGGUAUUUUUCAGUACACACAUUUCCUUUGAAUUCAUUAAAAAUUAACAAUUUCAGACAUCAAAAAUAAAAUUUCAUUGAAACAACCAUCUCUUAUCGGAGCCUUUUAUAGCUGACUGUGCAGUAUGGGCUUUGCUCAUUGUUGAAGGCCAUACGGUGACCUAUAGUUGUUAAUGUUUGUGUCAUUUUGGUUUUUUGUGGAUAGUUGUCUCAUUGGCAAUCAUACCACAUCUUCUUUUUUAUAUCUCAUCUGAAAAUUAUAUUACAGUGUAAAAAUAUACAAGAAAUUUUCUAUUAUUUUCAUGGUAGUCUUCAUUUGCAUUAUUUUUCUAAGUAAAAUAAUUACUGUAAAUCCAGAAAUUAUUGUGUGCAUUUAUUAUUGCAAUUUUUGUCAAUAUAAACUAAAAUGCCAUUUUUUUUUUUGCAAUAUUGAGAAAAAUCCUGUAUAAUUUAUUAAAAAAAAAUUCCAAAUGCAAGUUUAAAUUAUUGCGAUUAUUAGCUGUCACAUUUUUCACAAUAAUUUCUGAAUUAACAGUAAUUGACAUAAAAAUAAUAAUUUCAUAAUGGGUAUUUUCUUUAAAUUGUAAAUUUGAUAUUUAUUGUCAGGAUUGGAUUGUGUUUGAAAUUGUUUGGCCUGUGUGAAGUUAAAGAGAAAUGCCAAGAAUAAUAUGUUAGCCUUGGUGUGAAUGAAUUGUUGCUAAUUAAGUUUAUGGAAUGAUUUUUGAUUUGCUGUAUCUUACAGGUGAAGGGAGCGUGUCUAAUUAUAUAAAUAUUUUGUAUACUACUUAUUUAUUUAUUUGUUUGUAUCACAUGUAUUUAAUCUUGUUUUUAAAGAUUGCAUUUUAAAAAUGUUUAUUCUUUUAAAUCCUUUGAGUAUUAGUUUAAUCUUCAAUGAUCCAAAGAACAGGUUCAGUAGAAAAUAUUGAAAAGGAGACAGAAGGUAUUAAAAAAGAAAUUAUAACUCAUAAAUCUUAAUAAGUUACUAACAAAAUCAUGUUAAAGUAAUGAAAAACAGGAAGAAGACCAUAGGAUAAAAACAACAAUAUAAAUAGUCUUCAUUAACAUUAUUUUGCUGGCUAAAACAAUAACUGUAAAUCUAGAAAUUAUUGUGUGCAUUUGUUA
Molecule: messenger RNA, 6499 nt
Organism: Mytilus trossulus (common blue mussel)
Lineage: Eukaryota; Metazoa; Mollusca; Bivalvia; Mytilida; Mytilidae
Product: solute carrier family 22 member 3-like
Exons: 10
Coding region: 155-1777 (540 amino acids)
Biological process (GO): transmembrane transport
Cellular component (GO): membrane
Molecular function (GO): transmembrane transporter activity
Source: RefSeq, a predicted model, not a curated record